CAUGCCUCAUCUCUUCCAAAUGAGUUAGUUUGUCUGGUUAGAGGUUUAUUAAUUUGUUUUUUUCAACAAAAAAUUGGGGAUGGAUGAAAUGGGUGAAGCUGGUCAGAAGGUAUAAACUUCCAGUUACAGGAACCGGCAAGAUGGCGGCAGCGGAACAGAAGAAGCAGCGGACCUUCCGUAAGGUCACCUACCGCAGCAUAGACCUCGACCAGCUGCUGGACAUGUCCUAUGAGCAACUGAAGCAGCUAUACAGUGCGCGCCGGCGACAGCGGCUGAACCGCGGCCUGCGGAGGAAGCGGCACUCGCUGCUGAAGCGGCUGCGCAAGGCCGAGAAAGAUGCACCGCCCAUGGAGAAGCCCGAGGUGGUGAACAUGCCCCUGUGCGACAUGAUCAUUCUGCCUGAAAUGGUGGGCAGCAUGGUGGGCCUCUACAACGGCAAGACCUUCAACCAGGUGGAAAUCAAGCCUGAGAUGAUCGGCCACUACCUAGGCGAGUUCUCCAUCAACUAUAAGCCAGUGAAACACCGCCGGCCCAGUAUAGGGGCUACCCAUUCCUCACGCUUCAUCCCCCUCAAGUAACCUGCUGACCAAUAAAAGCAGAGAUUUCUCUAAA
Messenger RNA from Cervus elaphus (red deer), 612 nucleotides. Its product is annotated as 40S ribosomal protein S15-like. Gene Ontology annotation, biological process: translation; ribosomal small subunit assembly. The record is from RefSeq and is a predicted model, not a curated record. Gene Ontology annotation, cellular component: ribosome; cytosolic small ribosomal subunit. The coding region runs from base 84 to 578 and encodes 164 amino acids. The transcript is spliced from 3 exons. Gene Ontology annotation, molecular function: structural constituent of ribosome. Lineage: Eukaryota; Metazoa; Chordata; Mammalia; Artiodactyla; Cervidae.